Molecule: messenger RNA, 141 nt
Organism: Colletotrichum costaricense
Lineage: Eukaryota; Fungi; Ascomycota; Sordariomycetes; Glomerellales; Glomerellaceae
Exons: 1
Coding region: 1-141 (46 amino acids)
Source: RefSeq, a predicted model, not a curated record
AUGUACGAGACAACACCAACCAACAGGCAGAGUGGCGUUACCAAGUAUGCCUCUUCACACCGCUGUACAGUAGGGUGCCAAAAGUUCGUGUACACCCUCCCAGUGCGUCACCUUAAGCCCACUAAUUACGUCUCUUUAUAA